Trichobilharzia regenti is the source of this 447-nucleotide messenger RNA. The record is from the annotation of a GenBank genome assembly. Lineage: Eukaryota; Metazoa; Platyhelminthes; Trematoda; Strigeidida; Schistosomatidae.
CUUAUUCAUUAGCAGAUUCUAUUACUGUUCUAGAAUUGCAGAAGCUUAUUGAAACCAAAAUAAAAAAACUUUUAUCUAAAAUAUGGAAGAACAGGAAAAGGAGAAUAAAGAUGAUGCGAAUAGAAUGUUUUCAUAUCCUUUAGUUCGUUACAGUGAAAUGAAUGAAGAAUUACAAACUGAAGUUAUUGAAUUAUGCGUAACAGCAUGUGAAAAAUAUUCAAAUAAUAAUGAACUAGCUGCGCGUAUGGUUAAAGAGACAUUAGAUCAGAAAGCAGCACCUGGUUGGCACGUUGUUAUCGGUGAAGGUUAUGGUGUUGAAAUUACACACGAUGUUAAAUAUUUAAUCUUUCUAUAUUUUAAUGCUACAUUAGCAAUAUUAAUAUGGAAAUGUUCAUAAGUGAUCCCUGUCUGUGUGUGUGCGUGCAUGUGUAUGCGUGUUGUAUUUAC